AUAUCACUUAUUGGCUUAAGCCAUCGAAGUUUGGAGAAUCUCGUUUCUCGAACAACAAGGGAGGUGUAAUGGAAGAGGGGGAUAAUAAGGAGAAAAUUGUAAAGAUAGCAUCGGCCGAAGAAGACGCUGAUGAGGAGGAAGAUUGCUAUGAGAUCGAUCCCAUCGACUUUGCCCGCAAGCUAACCAUCAAUGAUUCUGAUGAUGAUAUAGCAAUCGUUGCGGAGAAGGGACCCGUAGCUCUGAAGGAUUUCCCACAUCCGAGGCAUCUGUGUGGAAACUUCCCCUUCCAAAGCACCUCCCAUGAGAGCUACUGCGACAAGUGCUUCUGUUAUGUAUGUGAAACAUCUGCCCCUUGUCAGAACUGGAGGGGAACCGAUGGGCAUUGCCACGUCACCAAGAAGCAUGAAGAAUUACAAGAACUUGGAGCCUCCGUCAAAGCUGGCUCCUCCGAUGUGAAAGAAGAACGAAGCUAAUGUUUCAUAUUCUUAAUUUCGUAUGCUUCUGAAUGCAUUCUUCUAUUGUAUGUUCAUAAAACCAUGACAACAGCUUAAAUGAUUAUAUUUGAGACUUUUAGUA
This is a messenger RNA of Elaeis guineensis (African oil palm), 576 nucleotides long. The record is from RefSeq and is a predicted model, not a curated record. Lineage: Eukaryota; Viridiplantae; Streptophyta; Magnoliopsida; Arecales; Arecaceae.